Molecule: messenger RNA, 1382 nt
Organism: Daucus carota subsp. sativus
Lineage: Eukaryota; Viridiplantae; Streptophyta; Magnoliopsida; Apiales; Apiaceae
Product: UBP1-associated proteins 1C
Exons: 6
Coding region: 74-1015 (313 amino acids)
Biological process (GO): rRNA processing; negative regulation of transcription by RNA polymerase II
Cellular component (GO): nucleolus
Molecular function (GO): DNA binding; zinc ion binding
Source: RefSeq, a predicted model, not a curated record
AACCCCAAAGGCGUGCCCUAAUUUGUUGCAGAGCAGAGCAGAAGUGAGUGAGUGAGUUGAAAUUGUAAACAAAAUGGUGUGGUUUCAGUGCGAGGAUUGCGGAGAUAAUCUCAAGAAGCCGAAGCUCCUUGGUCACUUCAGAAUGUGCUCUGCCAAUAAGCUAUCUUGCAUCGAUUGUGGACAAGUGUUUGGGCAGCAAAGUGUUCAAGGACACACACAAUGCAUCACUGAGAUGGAAAAAUAUGGUCCCAAGGGUCAAGUUAAAGCUUCAACAAAUACAACUCCGAAUCCCAAGAGUGACUCAAAAAUGAAACCGGAGGUUGAUAUAAAUGUUGGUUUGUCAGAACGCCCUCCAUGGUUUUGUAGACUCUGCAAUACCAGUGCUACAAGCAGGCAAACUCUUCUUCUCCAUGCUGAAGGUAAGAAGCACAGAGCAAAGGCUAGAGCAUUCCAUGCGUCAAUGCAACCACCCAAACAAACAGAAGAAUUAACUCCGACCACCAAAGUUUCUUCUGAAAGCAACUUAAAGGACCGAGUAGUUGGAAAUCAAGAUGUAGUGGAACCAAAGGAAUUAGGUCUUCCAGAAGUUGCCCCUGCGCAUAAUGGCUCUGAAAUGGGAACCGUACAUGCAAAUUCGUUAACAAGUAAGAAGAGAAAACAUUCAAGUGAUAAACAGAAUGUUGAAGUAGGAAAUGGUGAAGACGAAAUAGAAUGCAAGGAAAAGAAAUCUAAACAGAGUGUGGGUAAAGAUGACCAAGUGACGGGCACUAAAUCUUUUACUAGAGAAGCAAAGAAGAAUAUAAAGUGGAAGAAGCUGAUUGCUUCAGCCCUGGAAUCGAAUUCAGACGGAGUUCUAAAAUUGAGGAAACUACAAAAAUUUGUUCAGAAGGCUCUUGUGGAUUCUGAGAUUAUGCUAGAUGAGAGCCAAGUUAAAGAAACAGUCGAGCAAAAGAUCAACUCGAGCUCCAGAUUCUCAGUUGAUGGUAAAUAUGUUCGUCUAGUGGUGAAAAAUUGAGAGGUUGUUCAAGGGUAUACAACUGAAUGUAUUGAAGAGAUCUAGAUGGUUAUAAUUUGUUUUUUCCCCGGUUUCUGGUCACAGGACAGGUUCCCUUACCAUUUAAGAUCAUUAUUAAAUUCAUCAAUCUAUUUUUGGAUGAUCAAGUAGAGUAUAGACUAUUUAUGUUCCUUACUAAUAUACAUGUUGACAGAUCAAAGCCUUAAAAGGUCCAUCAUUCAUGUUUUGAGUGCUACAUUAUUCUAGAUAUAUGUUUAGAAAGAAACGAUGAACUCAUUUGUUAAUCAAGGGUUUAUCAGGAUUUAAUUACUUGGAAAACAUAUUGUUAUAAUUUACAAGGCCAUGUUAUGGUCACUUUGUUAGCGCA